This is a messenger RNA of Lasiosphaeria miniovina, 1449 nucleotides long. Its product is annotated as glycoside hydrolase family 12 protein. The transcript is spliced from 3 exons. Gene Ontology annotation, molecular function: cellulase activity. Gene Ontology annotation, biological process: polysaccharide catabolic process. The record is from RefSeq and is a predicted model, not a curated record. Bases 446 to 1201 code for a protein of 251 amino acids. Lineage: Eukaryota; Fungi; Ascomycota; Sordariomycetes; Sordariales; Lasiosphaeriaceae.
CGUUGGGGUUCACGCAGUUCUCCAAAUGCCUCAUGCCCAACGACCACCUGGCCAACGACCACCUGCCCAACGUGUCUCUCUUCAACCCUCUCAACUCGCGUGCCGAGGCUUUGGGGACUCUCUGCUCAGCCGCCAUGUCUGUCUAUACCACAUAUAGAGGCUUGAACCAGCAGCAUCCCUGUAUGACAAUUAGGUGGCUGGCACGGUGCCUUUGAAGACGGAGCGCGUGAUGUCUUCAACUCCCGCUCGUCCGAGAAGACUCUCGGGGUUAGAUAGGCAUCCUUCCAUACCGAAAGGGUGUGAAGGAGAAACUCCAAGUAUGAAAGACGUCGGUUCAGGAGGUAGAUAAAGAGACCGGAAAGCUCCAGGAUGACGGCCAGUAGUUACCAGGAUCACAUCCAGCAGCAGCAGUACACCCCCAUUGUCUCUUUCAGGAACUGCCGCCAUGAAGCUUACUUCCGUCCUCCCGCUAUCCCUAAUCUCAGUCACCGCAAUGGCACCCGGAACGCACCCAGCACCGCGUCAACAGCCAACAACACUCUGUUCACAGUUCAGCUACUGGUCCGGCAGCGGGUACGAAGCCAACAACAACCUGUGGGGGCAAGACUCGGCCACAUCCGGCUCGCAGUGCACGUCCGUCGACGGCAGCUCCGCCGCGGGUGUGCAGUGGCGCACGGAGUGGACGUGGCGCGGCGGGCCGGGCCAGGUCAAGAGCUUUGCGUACGCCGGCAAGCAGCUCGCGCGCGGCCAGACGCUUGCCCGUGUAGUCAGCAUACCGACGGCCGUCGCCUGGCAGUACAACACCACGGCCGGUGUGCGCGCCAACGCCGCCUACGACAUCUUCACGGCGGCUGACGCGGGACACGAGAAUAGCAGUGGUGAUUACGAGGUCAUGAUCUGGCUCGCCCGGCUUGGCGACAUCCGCCCAAUCGGCUCGUCGACGGGCACCGUCAGCGUCGGUGGCUGGCCGUGGGACCUCUGGGUGGGCAUGAACGGGGACAUGCCGGUGUACAGCUUCGUCGCGCCCGGCACGACCAACAGCUUCAGCGGCGACGCCAAGCUGUUCUUCGACUACCUGCAGACGUACCAGGGGUUCCCGGCAAGCAGCCAGAAUCUGAUUGUGUUCCAGUUUGGCACCGAGACUUUCACUGGAGGGCCGGCCAGCAUGUCUGUUGCGCAGUUUUCGGCAAGUAUCAACUGAGCAUGAAGCGAGCGAACUCGCAGAUAGGUGAUGAUGUCGGCAAGUGUAUAUCUUGGGGAUGAUGAUAGGUUGUGUUUGUAAGGAGGCCAUGGAUCAAAGUGACAGGUACACAGCCACGUAGAAUGUCGUUGGAUGAAUGCUAGAUAAUCCAUGACCUUUGAUCUUUGGUGAUGUAAUUUAAAAAUAAUCAUCUAGGAUUUUCCCUUGCUCUCAAUACUGCAGGGUGGGCGAAAUAUUUUCAAUACAGG